Molecule: messenger RNA, 3797 nt
Organism: Pseudophryne corroboree (corroboree frog)
Lineage: Eukaryota; Metazoa; Chordata; Amphibia; Anura; Myobatrachidae
Gene: ITIH3
Product: inter-alpha-trypsin inhibitor heavy chain 3
Exons: 21
Coding region: 26-2731 (901 amino acids)
Biological process (GO): hyaluronan metabolic process
Molecular function (GO): serine-type endopeptidase inhibitor activity
Source: RefSeq, a predicted model, not a curated record
CAGAGAGAUAAAGCACAUUUCCAAAAUGGGUAAUUUCCUGAAGAUUUACAUUGUGCUGUUCUGUGUCUUGUAUGCUGUUACUGGUGACUAUCUGAUAGAGGGACUGAGAAACAUCCAGAAAAGAAGCACUGGACAGACGGUGGAUGACAUAGAAGUCUACAGUAUAGAUAUCAAGAGUAAAGUGAUAUUACGCUUUGCCCAUAAUGUCAUCACAAGCAGAGCUGUUAAUCGGGCCAACAUAUCAAAGGAAGUCUUGUUUGAUGUGGAUCUGCCAAAAUCAGCUUUUAUAACUAAUUUCAGCAUGGUAAUUGAUGGAGUGACGUAUGCCGGGGAAAUAAAGGAAAAGGAGGUUGCUAAAAAGCAGUAUGAAAAAGCUGUUUCAAAAGGACAGACAGCCGGACUUGUCAGGGCAUCUGGCAGAAAGACCGAGAAGUUCACUGUGUCCGUCAAUGUGGCGUCACAAAGUAAAGUUACCUUUGAGCUGGUUUAUGAAGAAAUGCUAAAACGUCACUCUGGGAAAUAUGAAAUGUUCAUCAAAAUUCAACCAAAAGCAAUUGUCAAAACCUUCCAGAUUGAAGUAGAUCUACAUGAGCCACAAGGCAUCAGCUUUCUAGAUGCUCAAGCGACUUUCAUUACAAAUGACUUGCUGCCAGCCAUUAAAAAAUCUUUUUCUGGAGAAAAGGGCCAGGUUUCUUUUAAACCUACAAUAGAUCAGCAACGAUCCUGUGCUAAUUGUUCAACAACACUACUGAAUGGGGAUUUUACAGUGACGUAUGAUGUUAAUCGGGAAUCUCCUGGAAACAUACAGGUUGUGAAUGGAUAUUUUGUUAAUUUUUUUGCACCCACUAAAUUAGCUGGUGUACCAAAGAAUGUAAUUUACGUCAUAGACAGAAGUGGAUCAAUGUCGUAUAGAAAAAUGCAACAGGCACAAGAAUCCCUGAUUAAAAUUCUAAAUGACACUUCAACGCACGAUUACAUUAAUUUCAUAGAAUUUGAUGAUACUAUAAAUGUAUGGAAAGAUUCCUUAGUGAAAGCGACUCCAGAGAACAUUGAAGAGGCCAAACAGUAUGUCAAAUCCAUUAGAAGUAGAGGCGUCACAAACAUCAAUGAUCCCCUAAUGAAGGCUGUCCAGCUGCUGAAUAAAGCUCAUGAAUCUAAAGAGGUUCCCGAGAGAAGUAUUUCCCUAAUUAUCCUGCUGACUGAUGGUGAAGCCAACGCAGGUGAAUCUAACCCUGCAAGAAUCCAGGAGAAUGUAAAGAAUGCAAUUCGUGGGAAAUAUACCCUGUACUCGCUUGGUUUCGGCUAUGGAGUUGAUUAUGCUUUUCUAGAGAAGUUGGCCUUGGAAAACUCAGGUGUUGCCAGACGUAUUUAUGAGGACUCGGAUGCAGCCUUGCAGUUAGAAGGAUUUUAUAGGGAAAUCGCAAACCCAACAUUGAUGGACAUUGAAAUGCAAUAUCCUGAGAAUUCCGUAGCUGACCUCACUAAGAACAACUUCAAGCAUUACUUCGAGGGUGAUGAAAUCGUAGUUGUCGGACGUGUAACUGACAAUGACUUGAACUCAUUUAUUGUAGAUGUAAAGGCAGAAGGGGCCAAUAAUUCCCUGAAAUAUACAGAAAAUGUUCAGCUCCGAGAACAGGAUGACGUACGAAAGCAGCAGGAAUACAUUUUUGGUGACUUCACAGAGAGACUCUGGGCUUACCUCACUAUACAGCAGCUGCUGGAGAAACGAAUUUAUGCUGACCCUUCAGAGAAAGCCAACCUGACAGCACAGGCGCUUGACCUCUCCCUGAAGUUUAAGUUUGUGACUCCUCUGACAUCGAUGAUAGUCAUAAAACCAGAGGAGAAAGAGAAGGAAGCAGAAACAUUAAUUGCUGAUAAAUUUGUGGACGGACAAACACAAGGGCAAACAUAUGCCCCUACAAGAGCACAUUCUGCAGCAUCACCAAGUUACUCCUAUCAGUCUGCUGCUUCUCCUCCAUCAAAUUGGGUUGACUCAGAUCCCCAUUUUGUGAUAAAUGUCCCACACAAGAAGGACGCGCUCUGCUUUAAUAUUCAAGAGGAUCCCGGUGUGGUGCUGAAUCUUAUUGAGGACCAAGAACUAGGCAUUGCAGUAAAUGGGGAACUUAAUGGGAACAAGAAAACUGGCAACAAUAUAGUAUCAAAUGAAACCUAUUUUGGAAGACUGGGGAUUGUAAACAGAGAGAUGAGACUGAGAAUUGAGGUGACCCCUGAGAUAAUCAUAAUCCUCAAUCAUAAGAACAGGAAAACAUUCACAUGGAAGAAAAUAAUAUCUAUAAACACGGAUGGGUUUAAUAUGGAAAUCAACAAGGAAACAAAUGUGACAUUUUCAUUUGGAGAAGGGGCGACAUUUGUAAUCAUUUUGCAUAGAGCCUGGAAAAAUCACCCUCUCCACAGGGAUUUCUUAGGAUUUUAUACUUUGGAUGAUCAUACAUUUUCUGCAGGCGUUCAUGGACUACUUGGACAAUUUUUUCACGGCAUCAAUUAUGAAAUUUCCAAUAUUCACAAAACGGACAAUCCUGAAAAGCCAGACGCGACAAUGAAAGUGAAGAAUAAACUACUGACAGUGACAAGGGGUGUACAAAAUGACUACAGAAAAGACCCCAGGAAUGGCAGUAAGGUUCCAUGCUGGUUUGUUCAUUCCAAUGCAGAAGGAUUGAUUGAUGGAAAUCACAAAGAUUAUAUUGUACCUGAUAUCUUCAGCAUCGCCUAGUGGAAUUAGAGAUCAAGAAAAAUGACUUUUAUUAUAUGCUUUUAUUAAUUAACCAGUAAAUAAAUAUUGUUGUGAUUAAAUGAACUGCUUUGAAGUGCACCUGCUUGUCUCACAUAUAACCAAACUGAUAAUAGGAUUUUAAUUACCUACCGGUAAAUCCUUUUCUCGUAGUCCAUAAGGGAUAUUGGGGAAUUAGCUCCUCCCCUCUAUGCCCCCUCCCACAGGCAGUUAUAGGUAAAAUAGUCCCCGAAGGAGAAUGGACAUACUUGAGAGAAGGAACAUAACAACCAGUGGUGAGAUUCACACACCAGCACACCUAUAACAUAAAACGACCAGCAACGGCUGGUAACAAAACAGCAACAGCUGAAGAGGUAACCAUAUAAGAGAAAACCUGCAGGAAAGUCAAUGCACUGAAGUGGGCGCCCAAUGGGGGUCAUUCCGAGUUGUUCGCAAUUUUUUACGUUCGCAAAUGGCAUAUGCACAACUGCAAACACAUCGCACAAUUGCGAACAUACACCCACUACGCAGUUUGGCAAACCCAUACGCACUAAUACACAAAGUAGGCGUAUAUUAGCAUCGCAGUAAUGCGAUCUGAUCGCAUUGCUACAAAAUGCAUCAUAAAAACCACAACUCAUCGUACAUGUGCACAACCUUCGCAAUAAUGCACAUGCUAUGUUCUUUUGCUAUAAAUCGCACAGCAAUGUUUUUUUCCCCCCUAUGUGUUGUAACUCUUCAACCCUUCCUCAAUUAAGAAACCAAUUAGUGUAAUGAUUUCUAAUAGUAUUGAACAAUUAAGUCUUCAAAGAAUUCCUGCAGAACACUUUGUAGGCAUAAUUGUCCAUUAUCUGGUUUUUUAAUUUAAACCAAAUUGUUACAGAUGUCUAAACUGUGCAUUAACCAGGCCUGUCCUAAUGUAAAGUUUCUGUUUUUUUGUGUUGAGGUGUAGUGUGUGUAUAAAUGUGUUUAUUGUUUUUUUAAAAAUAUUCAUCUCCUAACUGUCAUACUUCUUUCCCCCCCCCCCCCGAUUCUUAAGUAAUUUCAAAUAAAUGUUUAAGAUUCCCAAUUA